Ctenopharyngodon idella (grass carp) is the source of this 1775-nucleotide messenger RNA. RefSeq names its product GPN-loop GTPase 1 (gene gpn1). Lineage: Eukaryota; Metazoa; Chordata; Actinopteri; Cypriniformes; Xenocyprididae. The record is from RefSeq and is a predicted model, not a curated record. Gene Ontology annotation, molecular function: GTPase activity; ATP hydrolysis activity. The transcript has 14 exons. Bases 38 to 1237 code for a protein of 399 amino acids.
AGACAUUACUUUACGGUAAGUGUCCAGUAGUAGCAGCAUGGCGACUGCAGCAGACAGCGGAGAUGGAGCUUCAUAUGAAAGUGAUGAUAAAUGUAAAGAAGUUCGAGAUGAUAAACCAGCACCGAGCCAGAGUUCAUCUAACGAACAGAAUACAGAACAGAAACCGGUGUGUCUCAUAGUUCUAGGCAUGGCAGGGUCAGGAAAAACAACUUUUGUGCAGAGGCUCACAGCUUACCUGCACUCCAAGAAAACUCCUCCAUAUGUCAUCAAUCUUGAUCCUGCAGUUCAUGAGGUCCCCUUUCCAGCCAACAUUGAUAUCAGAGACACCGUCAAUUACAAGGAAGUCAUGAAACAAUAUGGUUUAGGUCCAAAUGGAGGAAUUGUCACAUCUUUGAAUCUGUUUGCAACACGAUUUGAUCAGGUCAUGAAGUUUAUUGAGAAAAAGCAAAGUAAUCACCAGCAUGUUUUGAUUGACACUCCUGGACAAAUAGAGGUGUUCACAUGGUCGGCAUCUGGAACUAUUAUAACUGAAGCUCUGGCCUCUUCUUUUCCCUGUGUGGUCAUUUAUGUGAUGGACACGUCUCGAAGUGUGAAUCCGGUCACCUUCAUGUCCAACAUGUUGUACGCCUGCAGCAUUCUCUACAAGACCAAGCUACCAUUCAUAGUCGCCAUGAACAAGACUGACAUCAUAGAUCACAGUUUUGCGGUGGAGUGGAUGAAGGACUUCGAGGUCUUUCAGGAUGCUUUGAAUCAGGAGACUUCUUAUGUUAGUAACCUGACCCGCUCCAUGAGUCUCGUCCUGGAUGAGUUCUACACCAACCUGAGGGUUGUCGGUGUGUCUGCAGUCACGGGUUCUGGGCUUGAUGAACUGUUCGUACAGGUUGCAGAUGCUGCUAAAGAGUAUGAAACCGAGUAUCGCCCUGAAUAUGAACGACUGCACAGAGAGCUGUCUGAAGCUCAGAGUAAGAAACAACAGGAGCAGUUGGAACGCCUUCGGAAAGACAUGGGAGCAGUUCCCAUGGAAACUGCAGUUCCUACCGAAGCCACAGAUCUUGGUGGGCCUAGUAACCUCAUCUUUAACCGCGGCAACCCAGAUGAAGUUGAGGAAGACAUAGACAGUGAUACUGAUGAUAUCGAUCACACAGUCACAGAAGAAAGUAAAGAGGCUGGUGCUUUCGGGAACUUUCUGAAGGAGAGAAGAGAAGUAGUGCAGGUGCGCAACAGGAAGUCAGAGUGAGGGCAGGAAAUGGUCAUCAUGUAUGUAUACCGUUCGGUCAUACAUUUGAGUUUGACCCUUGAACUUUGACGUAUCCACUGUCUUAACUUUGGAAGACUCCAAAAUAGAUUUUGGUGGCUAAUAUGAACUGUUUUCAGUGAAACUGCAGCUGCUUUAGCUGCCUGCAAGCCUGCUCUGAGAUUUCAGAAUUGCAAAUGAGUAAAUUUGUAUUAGAAUGUAAAAGCAGUUGCAUCACGCACGGGUCAAGAACUGCAUUAGUUCAAAUCCAAGCAUCAGCAUAUUUUGGAGUUGGAUGUCUUGUGUCUCCCCUGAGCAUGUCAUUGCACACAGAAAAUAAUAUGUGGUUUUUCUUUUGCAUAAUAUAUUUAUGUAUAUCCUACAAUUCUACAAAGUCUGUUAAUAAAAACUAGUUUUCCUAACAACCUAGAACAGAAGCCAAAAUCUGCAGUUUCUCUUUUAAGGAAUAGACUCUUAUACCUAUAAAGUUUGUGUUUCUGUUAUGGUAAAUAAAAUAUUUUUAUACAUACAAUAUACAAAA